CCCUGCCGGCCUCUUGCAAGAUCCUCAUUGAGCCACUCCAGUGAGAACCCCCCACCCUCGAAGGCUCCCCUAGCAACUUCCCAUCCGCUGACCCCUCCAACGCCAUCAAUCUCCAGCUGUGGUUGUUGAAUUCGGAGGAGCCCGGCUGAGGACACACUUGCCUGCUUGCGCUUUGCCACUUGAGCACCGCUCCCUCUCAGGAUGAAGGUGACGGUGGGCCCAGACCCUUCCCUGGUCUACCGACCUGAUGUCGACCCAGAGGUGGCCAAAGACAAGGCCAGCUUCCGGAACUACACAUCAGGUCCCCUACUGGACCGUGUCUUCACCACCUACAAGCUCAUGCACACGCACCAGACAGUGGACUUCGUCAGGAGCAAGCAUGCCCAGUUUGGGGGCUUCUCCUACAAGAAAAUGACAGUCAUGGAGGCUGUGGACCUGCUGGAUGGGCUGGUGGAUGAGUCGGACCCGGAUGUAGAUUUCCCCAACUCCUUCCAUGCCUUCCAGACAGCGGAGGGCAUCCGGAAGGCCCACCCAGACAAGGACUGGUUCCACCUUGUCGGGCUCCUGCAUGACCUGGGGAAGGUCCUGGCCCUGUUCGGGGAGCCCCAGUGGGCGGUCGUUGGAGACACCUUCCCCGUCGGAUGCCGUCCCCAGGCCUCCGUGGUUUUCUGUGACUCCACCUUCCAGGACAACCCUGACCUCCAGGAUCCUCGAUACAGCACAGAACUCGGCAUGUAUCAGCCCCACUGCGGGCUUGACAGGGUCCUCAUGUCCUGGGGCCAUGAUGAGUACAUGUACCAGGUGAUGAAGUUUAACAAGUUCUCUCUGCCCCCUGAGGCUUUCUACAUGAUCCGGUUCCACUCCUUCUACCCCUGGCACACGGGCAGGGACUACCAGCAGCUGUGCAGCCAGCAGGACCUGGCCAUGCUGCCCUGGGUGCAGGAGUUCAACAAGUUCGACCUCUACACCAAGUGCCCAGACCUGCCGGACGUAGACAAGCUGCGGCCCUACUACCAGGGGCUCAUUGACAAGUACUGCCCUGGCAUCCUGAGCUGGUGACCCUCCUGCCACCCAAGCUGCUGCUGGACCCAGGCCUGGCCCUCAGCCUGCCUGGAGAGGUCUGGCCCUGGGCAAACAGCCGCCAUCAGGGUUCACCUCGGUGGGACCUCACUCACCCCCUUAGGGUCACCACCCCUCAUGGCAACUUGUGCCUGGCAUGAAUAAAGACCUGCAAGGACA
This is a messenger RNA of Symphalangus syndactylus (siamang), 1239 nucleotides long. It is a transcript of the gene MIOX, whose product is annotated as myo-inositol oxygenase. Lineage: Eukaryota; Metazoa; Chordata; Mammalia; Primates; Hylobatidae. Gene Ontology annotation, molecular function: inositol oxygenase activity; iron ion binding. Gene Ontology annotation, cellular component: cytoplasm. The record is from RefSeq and is a predicted model, not a curated record. Gene Ontology annotation, biological process: inositol catabolic process.